This is a messenger RNA of Pieris rapae (cabbage white), 896 nucleotides long. RefSeq lists its product as uncharacterized. Gene Ontology annotation, molecular function: structural constituent of chitin-based larval cuticle. Bases 87 to 881 code for a protein of 264 amino acids. NCBI's taxonomy places the organism in Eukaryota, Metazoa, Arthropoda, Insecta, Lepidoptera, Pieridae. Gene Ontology annotation, cellular component: chitin-based extracellular matrix. The record is from RefSeq and is a predicted model, not a curated record. The transcript is spliced from 10 exons.
UUGUAUUUUUCUUAAUAUCUUUAAGGUGGCAAUGACUCCGUAGUCGAUUUAAACCUCAAUAGAUCGCACUCAUAUGUUUUUGGUGUAUGUUUGUGACUGUCCUGGCGGAGGAGUUCUACGCGCCACAGACGUUUAACCAGGUUAACAGAAUGUUUGAGCCCGAACAUCUUCCGUGGAACUCAGCAUUAAGAAAAGCAAACGAAGCUGGACCAUACUACAGGCCUAUAUUUACGAGUGAUACCAGCACAGCAGGUUCUGUCGCGCAGUCAUGGAAACCGGAAGGGCCAGCUUAUCAAGACUAUCCUGACAGGGAUUACAGAGGACCCGCGAAAGAACAGUGGCGUGCCCCUUACGGGAUACCAAAGGAGCAACAGGCAUCGAUACUGCAUCAUAAACAAUCACUGAGUUCAGAUGGCGCUUUUCGGUUCGAGUACGCGUCUGACAAUGGUUUGGCAGCUGGUGAAAUGAUCGAACCUGAUGGUUCCAGAGUUGGCGCCUAUCAGUACAAAGACCCUAACGGACAGCUGGUGAAACUAAAGUAUAGAGCUGGAAAAGAAGGAUUCCAGAUUCUCGAAGGCAGCCAUGUACCGAAAAGUCCAGCUCCCACCAACCCACAGAGCUCUGAUUCAUAUUACCAGGAAGCGUACGAUCAGCAACGAAGACAAUAUGAGACACCACAGUACAGUCAGCAACGCCCUGAACCUAAUCAGGGUCCAAUAGAACCACGUGGUGCUGGAGGGCAAUAUUAUGUACAGAACUGGAGGCCUGAUGGCCAAUCUGAUGGCCAGUAUCGAGAAAAUGACGUGGAACCAAACAGAGGUCCACACUCGUUUGGCGAAGGCUACGCGUUCGCUUUCCAGGGAAAACAUAACAACUACUAAUAGAUUAUUUUAUUA